CUUGAUCUCUUCUCGGAGCUGCCGAGGCUCCACCACUCGAUCACAACCGGACUCAAAGCCGAGCUUCAUUUCCGAGCUCAGAAGCCGAGCUCCAGUAGUUUGCAUGGACACACUUUCACAUUUUACUACUCUGUUUCGUUUUAGUUUCCAUUGAUUUGUAGCUAAUGAUCAGAGGACAACUUUUGGCUUACUUCUGGUCACUGAGUUGUUUAUGUGGAGAUUAAUAGUAGUAAUAGGAAUUUUGAAGAACUGUCUUUGUAAUCACAACGCUUCUGCAUCUUAACAGUAGUUAAAUUUAGUUGUCAAACAAAACUCAAAACUAUGAUUUCAUUGCAUGUUCUGGCCACCAUCGAUUUGAAUCCGGCUAUGCUGUUUGCAAAUCUUGAUACCUCUUUUUUACAAAAUGAAGUUUUCAGGGGUUAUGGUGGAUUUGGUGCACUAGGGCAUUCGGUCUAUCACAGAGAGCUGUUGCCUAAAAUGGUCCAAGGAUCUUGGGAUGAAGAAAUGUGCCAUAUUGCAACCAGUGGAACACAUACAGCUGCCAUCACCAAAUCUGGGAAACUCUAUAUUUGGGGGCGAGAUGAAGGGGAUGGUAGAUUGGGUCUUGGUCCUGGUCGUGGCCCAGAUUUUGCUGGUGGUCUCGGCACGCCUACUGAAGUAAAAGUAAUGCCUGAGCCAGUGGCUGCUGUUUCAUGUGGCGGCUUUUUCACUAUGGCAUUAACUGAAGGGGGUCAGCUUUGGAACUGGGGCGCAAACUCCAAUUAUGAGCUUGGUAGAGGUGACAAAAUUGGUGGCUGGAAGCCGCAGCCUGUUCCUAGUCUCAAAGAUGUCCGCUUAGUGCAAAUAGCUAGUGGUGGAUAUCAUUCUCUUGCUUUGACUGAUAAGGGAGAAGUUCUUUCAUGGGGGCAUGGAGGACAUGGUCAACUAGGUCAUUCUUCCCUUCAUAGUCGAAAAGUUCCUGAACCUGUUGAGGCCUUAGCUAAUGAGAAGGUCACUUAUAUUGCUUGUGGAGGUUCAUCAUCAGCUGCUGUAACUGAUAAAGGGAGCUUAUACAUGUGGGGGAACGCUGCAGAUAGUCAACUUGGCGUUCCUGGACUUCCAGAAUUACAAUCGUCGCCUAUCGAGGUUAAAUUCCUCUCCGAUGAUGAUGGAUUAGGAGAUCACAAAGUGCUUUCUGUUUCUGUUGGUGCUUCUCAUGCUAUGUGCCUCUUUUCAAGAUCAAGUUGCUGACAUGUGAACUAACUAAUCCCCCUCAUAAAUGGUCUACUCUGUUGGGACAUUGGCAGCAUUGUUUGUAGCAUCAGGUUUAUUAUCAUAUAUCAGUGGUUGGGAUAUCUCGUAACCCUUGUGGAUUUAGUUAAGAAAUGAUGAAAAGUAACAAAGAGAAGUAUUUGUAAGUUUGCUUGAAAAGAAGAGUGUGCUUUUGACUCGGACCAAGAUUGGAUCUGCAAUAAUCUGGUGUACCCUACUUGGACCUUAUGUUUUAGGAACAUUUUGAUGGUGUGGCCCUAUGUUUGAUGGUCCUUUUAUGUCUCA
Salvia splendens (bonfire salvia) is the source of this 1536-nucleotide messenger RNA. RefSeq names its product RCC1 domain-containing protein RUG3, mitochondrial. The record is from RefSeq and is a predicted model, not a curated record. The transcript has 5 exons. NCBI's taxonomy places the organism in Eukaryota, Viridiplantae, Streptophyta, Magnoliopsida, Lamiales, Lamiaceae. Bases 322 to 1230 code for a protein of 302 amino acids.